This is a messenger RNA of Lolium rigidum, 1927 nucleotides long. RefSeq names its product SWR1-complex protein 4. The transcript is spliced from 16 exons. The record is from RefSeq and is a predicted model, not a curated record. Lineage: Eukaryota; Viridiplantae; Streptophyta; Magnoliopsida; Poales; Poaceae. Gene Ontology annotation, biological process: chromatin remodeling; DNA repair; negative regulation of transcription by RNA polymerase II. Gene Ontology annotation, cellular component: nucleus; NuA4 histone acetyltransferase complex; Swr1 complex. Gene Ontology annotation, molecular function: transcription corepressor activity. The coding region runs from base 132 to 1457 and encodes 441 amino acids.
CGGUUCGCCUCGCGAGUUCCGACCCGCGACCCCGAGCUCGUCCUCCCCAUCCCACCCAUGUCGCGGUAGCUCCGGCACAGAAACCCUAACCCUAGCUCCGGCGUCCUGCUCCUCCUCCUCCGACGAUCCCCAUGGACGCGAAGGACAUCCUCGGGCUCCAGAAGAGCUCCUUCCCGUCCGCGCAGGACAAGAAGCCGCGGGCGCCCAAGGAGCCGCAGCGCAAGCCCGAUGGCGUCUCGCGCGAGGUGUACGCGCUCACCGGAGGGGUGGGAAUGGCGCCGCUCAUGCCCACCAUCGAGGCCUCGCACCUCAAGCGUCGGCCUGCUGUGGAGAAGGCCAAGGUAGCGUGGAAGUGGCUACCUUUCACGACCUCUGCGCGAACUGACAGUCUGCAACUCUCCCACUGGGUUAGAGUUGUAAAUGGUGUUCUACCAACUGGUGAUUAUGACUUUGCGAAAUAUAACACGAAGGUGGAUGUUCUUAAAUACACCGACGAGGAAUAUGAGAAAUAUUUAACUGAACCUACAUGGAGCAGAGAAGAAACAGACCAGCUGUUUGAAUUAUGUGAACGUUUUGACCUUCGUUUCAUAGUAAUAGCGGAUAGGUUUCCAACUGAUCGCAGCGUGGAAGAUCUCAAGAGCCGCUAUUAUUCAGUUACCCGGGCUCUUUUAAUUGCAAGAGCUAGGUCAUUCGAUGAAGUUGCAGGGAACCCUCUGGUGAAGGAAACCUUCAAUGCUGCUCACGAGACUGAGAGAAAGCGUGCAUUAUCUGCACUCUAUGCCCAAACAAAACAGCAAGAACGAAAGGAUGCUGAGGUUUUGGCAGAAGCAAAACGAAUUAUGGAAUCCCGUGCUGCUAGCAAAAAUCUGGAAGAAGCUGGGGCAACACCGAGCUUUCAUAAUACUGCGGUUCCUGCUGACGGUGUAUCUCCCUUGAGUAACAGUCACCCAGCGUCAACUGGUGCACAUACUGCUGCAGCAGCAAAUACCUCCAUACCUGAUUCCCUGCGGCUGCUUAAAGUGUAUUUGAGAACCCAUGCACUUGACCAAAUGGUUCAAGCAGUAACUGCUCCAGCUGGCAUUAGGAUGGUUAAAAGGGUGGACCAAACUCUACAAGAUCUUGGGGUAAAUUUGAAGCCUAAGGUCCCAACAAAAGCAGUUUGUGCUGAACAUCUUGAAUUACGGAAUGAGAUACUCACAUUGCUUAACAUACAGAAGCAGCUACAAAAUAAAGAGGCUGAAGUUAUAGCAAACAGAGAGAGUUCAUUCACAGAGGCACCGAGCACACCUAAGCGUUCUAAUAGAGAUAUUGAUCGACCUUUUGUCCCUGAUAUGGGUGGGUUUGGAGGUGAGAGAGCAGUCAAACGUGACCACAAGCGGAAGUCUGGUGGAAGAUUUGAUGCACCCCCCUCACCAUCUCAGGGCAAGAGGCCUCGGAAGAUGAAGGCUUCUGAUUGACAGUACUUUUCAGAGGCCCAACAUAAAAAUUGGGCGUAGCCAAACAUCCUUGGUACUGCAUCUCAUUUUCUUUGUUUCUAGAUCCAUAUUUUUCUUGACUUGACUUUGAAAUUUAACACUUCCACAUCAUCUUUAAAUGUUGGACAGCUAGAGUUGAGUGAGAACUAACUUCAGUAGAUCAGUUUUAGUCUUGAAUGGAAGCUAGUGCGUUUACAGUGAUUACCAAGAAUCUACUUUUGUGGCUGGAACUUGGCUUGUCACAGAACAGCGCAUCGAUGGUGUGUGUGUGUGGCCAUUCUCCUUGCUGCAGACCUGGAGUCGUUGUGGUCAUGGUUUCUUUUGGUUUUCUUCGUGCAAUAUAUUGUCCUGUAUGUACAUAUAGUAGAAAGACAAAAGUAUGUUCUUUCAUGUUAUUGUUCACAGCCGUUCGUUCACUUGUGAUGUUUUAUGUUGAAUAUUUUGCCGUGAUA